This is a messenger RNA of Brassica napus (rape), 1035 nucleotides long. RefSeq names its product glutathione S-transferase T3-like. The coding region runs from base 1 to 1035 and encodes 344 amino acids. The record is from RefSeq and is a predicted model, not a curated record. The transcript has a single exon. Lineage: Eukaryota; Viridiplantae; Streptophyta; Magnoliopsida; Brassicales; Brassicaceae.
AUGUCUAAUCGUUCUUCUCUUCAAUGCGUUGAAGCUUUUCUUCAAUGCGCUGAAGCUGCCCUUCCCACUUUCUCAUCUAUUAAAGUCUGUCAUUCUCCUCUGUCUUUGAUACAUUUUCACCGUGUUCUUCUCUUUCCACUUGCUCAUCUCUCUAAUUAUCUUUCUCUCUUCCUUGUGCUUGCUUCCCAAAUGGAUUCUUCUCCAUUUUCUAAAUUUGUUGACUUACUUAAUAGCCAACAAACCAUUUCGUUUGUUAACCUUGAAGAAACUGUCUCACAAGCUUCAUCCCAAGCUGUUGGAAACGAAGAUGGUGGUGAGACUGGUACUCGCGCAAAGACACGGCGGAAGUGGACGACUGCGGAUGAUAUUGUCCUCAUUAGCGCAUGGCUUAACACAAGCAAAGAUGCCGUGGUUAGCAAUGAGCAAAAAUCAAGCACUUUCUGGUCAAGAGUAGCAGCUUAUUACUCGGCAAGUCGUCAAGAUGGUGAGGGCGAGAGGGGAGUCCUGCAUUGCAAGCAACGUUGGCACAAGAUCAAUGAUCUUGUGUGCAAAUUCUGUGGCGCCUACGCAGCUGCAACCAGGGAGAAGACCAGCGGUCAAAAUGAGAAUGAUGUGCUAAAAUUAGCACAUCAAAUAUUCUACACGAACCAUAAGACCAAAUUCUGCCUCGAAUAUGCUUGGAAAGAGCUGAAGAACGACCAGAAGUGGUGUGAGGCAGUGUCUGCUAAAAACGAAGGAAAUGCUAAGAAAAGAAAGCCUGGAGACGGUGGAGACUCUUCAAGCUAUCAACCAACUGACAUGAAGCGUCCAGAAGGUGUAAAAGCGUCAAAGGCCCGUGGUAAGCAGUCAGUGGCUGAGGAGAAAGCGAUGAAGGAGUUUGAGACCAUGUGGUCUAUAAGAGACCAAGAUCUCACCCGGAAAGAACGCAUGUCUAAGAUGAGACUACUGGAUAGUCUGAUCGCCAAGAAAGAACCUCUUGUUGAGUAUGAAGAAGAGAUCAAGAAGAAGCUGGCUAAAGAGUUGUUCUUGUCUUAG